This is a messenger RNA of Mus musculus (house mouse), 2772 nucleotides long. RefSeq names its product tripartite motif-containing 55 (gene Trim55). The record is from RefSeq and is marked validated. Gene Ontology annotation, molecular function: zinc ion binding; ubiquitin protein ligase activity; identical protein binding. Bases 150 to 1787 code for a protein of 545 amino acids. Gene Ontology annotation, cellular component: nucleus; cytoplasm. Gene Ontology annotation, biological process: positive regulation of non-canonical NF-kappaB signal transduction; protein K48-linked ubiquitination. NCBI's taxonomy places the organism in Eukaryota, Metazoa, Chordata, Mammalia, Rodentia, Muridae. The transcript has 10 exons.
AGGCCUGGAACAAUGUCCUCCACAGAGAGAGAGACAUAAAGGACACUUGAUCAUACAGUCCUUGGAAUUAUUUCCAGGAACCACUUACAGAAGCCGUUCGGGAGCACCUUUCCCUUGGCAGCACACUCAGGGACAGGGACGGCAAGGAAAUGAGCACUUCUCUGAAUUACAAGUCUUUCUCCAAAGAGCAGCAGACCAUGGAUAACUUGGAAAAGCAACUGAUCUGUCCCAUCUGCCUAGAGAUGUUCACGAAGCCUGUGGUCAUUCUCCCUUGCCAGCACAACCUGUGCAGGAAAUGUGCCAGUGACAUCUUCCAGGCCUCUAACCCGUACUUACCCACAAGAGGAGGCACCACCGUGGCAUCAGGGGGCCGCUUCCGCUGUCCCUCCUGCAGACAUGAGGUGGUGUUAGACAGACAUGGGGUCUAUGGACUGCAGAGGAACCUGCUCGUGGAAAACAUUAUUGAUAUCUACAAGCAGGAAUCCACCAGGCCAGAAAAAAAAUUGGACCAGCCCAUGUGUGAAGAGCAUGAAGAGGAACGCAUCAACAUCUAUUGUCUGAACUGUGAAGUGCCCACCUGUUCCUUGUGCAAGGUUUUUGGCGCCCAUAAGGACUGCCAGGUGGCUCCCCUGACUCAUGUGUUCCAGAGGCAGAAGUCAGAGCUCAGUGAUGGUAUUGCUGUACUUGUGGGAAGCAACGAUAGAGUCCAGGGUGUGAUCAGCCAGCUGGAGGACACCUGUAAAACUAUUGAGGAGUGCUGCAGAAAGCAGAAACAGGACCUGUGUGAGAAAUUUGAUCACCUAUACGGCAUCCUGGAGGAGAGGAAGACUGAAAUGACCCAAGCCAUCACUCGAACACAGGAGGAGAAACUGGAACAUGUCCGAACUCUUAUCAGGAAGUAUUCCGAUCACCUGGAGAACGUAUCCAAGUUGGUGGAGUCAGGAAUCCAGUUCAUGGAUGAGCCCGAAAUGGCAGUAUUUCUGCAGAAUGCCAAGACCCUGUUGCAAAAGAUCGUGGAAGCAUCAAAGGCGUUUCAGAUGGAGAAACUAGAACAAGGUUAUGAGAUCAUGAGCAACUUCACUGUCAAUCUCAAUAGAGAAGAAAAAAUUAUCCGUGAAAUUGACUUUUCUAGAGAAGAGGAAGAGGAAGAAGAUGCAGGAGAAAUAGAUGAAGAAGGAGAAGGAGAGGAUGCAGUAGAAGUAGAAGAGGCAGAAAAUGUUCAAAUAGCAUCUUCAGGGGAAGAGGAGAGUCUGGAGAAAGCUGCAGAGCCCUCUCAGCUUCCCGCAGAGCUUCAGGUCGCCCCAGAGCCACUACCUGCUUCCUCUCCAGAACCGUUUUCAUCCAUGCCACCUGCUGCAGAUGUCCUGGUGACACAGGGGGAGGUGGUGCCCAUUGGCUCUCAGCAGACCACACAGUCUGAAACUUCAGGCCCUUCAGCAGCGGAAACUGCGGAUCCCUUGUUUUACCCUAGUUGGUAUAAAGGCCAAAGCCGGAAAACCAGCUCCAACCCACCUUGCACUCAUGGGAGUGAAGGUCUGGGUCAAAUAGGGCCUCUGGGCAUUGAGGAUUCCAGUGUGCAGUCCGCAGAAGUGGCAGAAGCCGCAACCAAUGAGCAGGCAGCAGUGAGUGGUAAGGAGUCUAGUUCAACUGCAGCUACCUCUCAGAUUGGAUUUGAGGCCCCUUCUCCCCAGGGACAGUCUGCAGCCUUGGGGAGUGGGGGUGGGGCUGAUCCUGAGCCAGCUCGCCACGUCUUCUCCUUCUCCUGGUUGAAUUCCCUAAAUGAAUAAUAUUUAUUCUCGUUGCUGCCCCCUGUCUGCCUGGCUGAGAAGCACAUAGGCAGCAGGAAACAGGUGGAAAUUCACCACGAUUCAUAUGAAGGGGACCUCUGGACAGGAUUUCUGAAAGCAAAACAAAACAAUACAACACCACCACCCUUUAAUUCCAGAUGACUUAUCUCACUCAUUGAGAAAAUGAUUAUGCUCAGAACAAAAUUACAGAAAAUACUCUUCUGAAGAAACUUGAUCUUCUGCAAAUCUUUCAUUUGUGUGAGAAACCUUCUGAAGGUUGUGUAGGUGUGGUGCAUGCCUGUGUAUCAGCCAUAAGUGCCAAGUGGUAACAAAGUGGCAGAACACUCUCCCAGCCUCCCUCAGGCUUCUGGUUAUUUUAGGACGCUUGUGCCUUUUGCUUUUCUCCUUAGCAUUGCAGGUGGUAGGUGAUGUUCAGUGUCAGUUCCAAACUGACCGAUUUAUCAAAAUAUGGAGAUUGGUCACUGACCAAAGCUAUGUAGGGCACUGUAGAGGUUCCUUUCCCUAUGGAUGCCAUGGGUGCGCAGACAGGACUUUCCUUUACAUGUGGCCACACGUCCAUAGUCCAGAAGGCCAAAAAUCUAGGGCAACUCUUUUGACAUUUUUCUAACCUUAUUUACAUAUCUCAUAAUCAUAUCCAUGUAUUAGGCAUUUUAAUUGAAUUUCAAAGAGGAGCUGUCUACUUUCUUAAGUGUCCUGCCAUAGCAGCAAUCUGAUAAUCUGUGGAGCAACUGCAUGGAUUUAAGUAUACACACAAUUCUCCCCCUGUGUGCCUUCUCUCUCUCUCUCUCUCCCCCUCUCUCCCUCUGUCUCUUCUCUCCCCCUCUGUCUCUCCCUCCUUUCCUUUCUUCCUCCUUCCCUCCCUCCCUCCCCCCCCCCCCGGUCUCUCUCUCUCCUCUCUCCUUCCUUGCCUUCAUCACAUAAGUGUAACUUUACUUUAAAUGAACUAUUAAAUAAAUGUUUUUAA